GCCAGCCAAUGGGAACGGUUGGGAGUGCUGAUGCUGCAAUCGUUCAAGAAAAGCGUCAAACGAAAAAAGGCAUUGCUCAUGUACGGAGAGAAAUCUUUGCAAGUGAAGAUGACACCACUAAUUCCACUUUUGAUUUUCAUGAAAUUUAUUUCAGAUGCCACGGGUCAAACCAUAUCACUAAGUUGUCCAUCUCUUCAAGAAGGUUCAAUAGUGGGUGUCAACUGCUCAGUCCCAUCAUCGAUCUGUGCAUACACUGUUGUUUUCUUCGUUUUUGAAAUCAAUGGCGGAACACCUGAUCGUUUAUGCGCAGUACCCUCCACUCAAACAUGUGAUAUGGAACCUGUUGGAGCAAUGAACUGUAGCUGUAUACAGAAUGUUUCUGAUGUUAAAGUUUACAAGCUCAACUUCUUGGGAGAAAGGGCUAAGUAUGAGGGAGGAAAAUUAACCUGUAGUGUGGACUGCUCGCCAGCCGGACAGAGUUGUGAACCUCUCCGCUACACCGUAACAACAUCUCGUUCGCCUUCUGCUACAACAUCAUCUUUUUCGUCUUCUACAAAAGCGGGUGACACAGGUAACGGUUCGAUGGGUUGAACGUGAAUAUUUGGCAACUUGGAUCAUUGCGGCCAUGAGCGGAACCAUCGCGUUCAUCUCAAUACAUUGGUUGGUAUAAAUUUUAUCCUAAUUGUGUUUAUCAAUAUAGAUGGAUCAGACGUUCUUUAAGUGUACCUUUGACAGUGACUCAAUAGAGAAUCAAGAGAGAUGGUUUGGAAGAAGGAGUAUGUGUGUGCGAACGUGCGGUCGCGGGGUGCAUUGUUAAAGAUCGACAUCACUCUUGUGUAUUAGAAAUAUGUAGUUGACCACAUUUUAUGUUAUGUUGACUACAUUUUAUUUUAUGUAUACUACAUAUUAUGCUGAUAAAUUGUUUUUAACCUAUUUGGCUAGGCAGUAGAAAAUUUAAAGUAAAAUAAAAUAAUUGACAGCGUGACACCUAAUAAUCGGUAAAAUGAUUUAUCACUAAAUAAAUGAGGAGUAAUGUAUCGUUUUUAGGUAGGAUUUCAAAGCAUCUUGGAAGUAUCUAUUUUUGUAAACAGCUGAUUAUAUAUAUAAAAAGUUUCAGUCAGUUGCAUGGCUCCAUAGACAUUGCUAGCUCCGAAAUCGUCUCUAUAAGGAAAAAAAAAACCCACAAAAUUUUUUCUGUCUUAGAACGGAUGAGGAGUAGGAUGUGACGACCGCUGGAGCCGAUGUUUGCUGGAGUAAAAAAAAACAAGAAAUCACUGCUAAUGAGUUUUUCUCUAAGUUACUCUCUUUCAUUUGCUUCUUCAGCAUGAUAGACUUGUUCGCUUUCGUAUAUAACUAACGCUCCUGAUUCUUAGUACUUGCUGUACCUUUAAAAUCAAGACAGCAGUAGGAUAUAUAUUUAUAUACACAUAGAAUAUACAGAUACACAGUAUUUUAUCCCUUCUCUACUCACUUCCAUGCAUACAUUAUGAUAAGAUUAGACAUGCACACUUUUAUGUAUUUAAUAAUAUUUAGAUAUUGGGCUUAAAUUUUAAAAUUCCUGGAAUUUGCCAGACACAUUAUCUGUGACAUCUGUUCUGUGUUGCUAAAAACUGAAAGAAGUCAGCAAUUUUACUAAAAAUUAUUUUUAUUAGAUAGAAUCAGAAACACAUUUUAAAUAGUAAGCACUGAUUGAUCCAGUCUGAAGAUUUCCUAGUCUUUUCACAGAAGUUUAUAACAACUAAUUUUUGUAUAUUUCUAGAAAUAUUUGUGUAAUUAUGCGCACAUGUGACAAAUAAAAUUACAAAAUUGUUAUGUAGCAGACACAAUGACUAACUCACGGGUUUAUGUUAAAUUUUGCACCACAUCCCGUACAGACUUUAUAAAAGCCCAUAUAUACACAGUACUUUUCUCUCUUAUUCCAUAACACUUUUCAUUUAUAUUUCAACAAAGGUUAAAGUGCUUUGAUUUAUUGUCUGUCGAUUAUUGUUAUUAACAUUUUAUGUGUCUUGUAUCUAGCAUAAGGGUAGCACGAAUAAAUACCAUAUUUAGAUAGUGACAAAAUGCAAAACAACAAUCACAGUUAAUGGAAGUAAUCUUGACAUCUUCGCAUUUAAAACAGUUGGAUUAAACUAGCACUGUGUACACAUGUACUUUGCUUUUGUUAUAUAUAUAAUAUAUUUUCUCAUUUUUCGUAGAAACAAGAGAUAUGUAUGUAUUAGGGGAGGGGAAGGAUUAUGGAUAUGAAUUUUCCUAUUCACAGUGUUUAAUCAAAAUGGAAAGUGGAUAAUAAAGUAAAUGUUUCUGCAAGA
This is a messenger RNA of Pomacea canaliculata, 2309 nucleotides long. RefSeq lists its product as uncharacterized. The transcript is spliced from 4 exons. Bases 31 to 591 code for a protein of 186 amino acids. NCBI's taxonomy places the organism in Eukaryota, Metazoa, Mollusca, Gastropoda, Architaenioglossa, Ampullariidae. The record is from RefSeq and is a predicted model, not a curated record.